UUAAAAACAACAAGGAAGCGGAAGAAUGAAGAAGAGGAGGAGGAGGGAUACACUGUGACACAUCAAAGGUUCUAUGUACCGGCUGAGGACCGCUGAGGAAGGAGAGUACAGUAACGAAAUCUCCCAGCUCAGGCAGGUGGUCUUACAAAACGAUGACAGACUCCUUGACAAGAUGCUCUGCCAGGAGAUCUACAAGAAAGUCAUCAACUGUAGAGGGGGCUGGGGCAUCGCAGGCACGCCUCUUCAUGCUGCUGUGUCUAAAGGCCACCUCAGCUGCCUGCAGGUUCUGCUAGCCCACGGUGCUUUAGUAGACUCUGUAGAUGUCAAAGCCCAAACGCCUCUUUUCACAGCUGUUCGUGGGAAAUACCUGGACUGCGUUCUUACCCUCCUUAGAGCCGGCGCCAACCCCAAUGGGAGCAAGUCCAAUAACAGCUCCCCGGUACUCACUGCUGCCAGGGAGGGCGACGUGGAGAUCCUCAGGCAGCUGCUGGUUCACGGUGCUGAUGCAAACUCUCGUUCUAAAGUCCUGGUGUGGCCCUCCUGCAACAGGAUGAGCAACGGACCGCUCUACCUGGCUGCAGUUUACGGACAUAUGGAAUGUUUUAGACUGCUGCUCCUCUAUGGGGCAGACCCGGAUUACAACUGCACGGAUGCAAGGUUCCUGAGCUUAGUCAAGCAGCCCAAAACGGUGCUGGAGAUGUGCCUCAGGCACGGCUGCGGUGUGGAGUACAUCCAGCUGCUUAUCGACUUCGGUGCGAAUGUCUACCUCCCCACGCUGAUCAUCGAAAAGUCCACAAAGCAGAACGAAGCCGUGGAGCUGCUUCUGAGUGAAAGAGGAAGCCCCAAAGCCUUGACUUCACAGUGCCGACUUGCUGUGCGGAGACACCUGAAAAGCAUCAACAAGAUCCACCGUAUGGAUGAGCUGGAAAUGCCAACCAGUCUGAAAUACUUCCUGCAGCAUAAACCAGUCCCUGUCCAUCACAUCAAAGGUUCUAUGUACCGGCUGAGGACCGCUGAGGAAGGAGAGUACAGUAACGAAAUCUCCCAGCUCAGGCAGGUGGUCUUACAAAACGAUGACAGACUCCUUGACAAGAUGCUCUGCCAGGAGAUCUACAAGAAAGUCAUCAACUGUAGAGGGGGCUGGGGCAUCGCAGGCACGCCUCUUCAUGCUGCUGUGUCUAAAGGCCACCUCAGCUGCCUGCAGGUUCUGCUAGCCCACGGUGCUUUAGUAGACUCUGUAGAUGUCAAAGCCCAAACGCCUCUUUUCACAGCUGUUCGUGGGAAAUACCUGGACUGCGUUCUUACCCUCCUUAGAGCCGGCGCCAACCCCAAUGGGAGCAAGUCCAAUAACAGCUCCCCGGUACUCACUGCUGCCAGGGAGGGCGACGUGGAGAUCCUCAGGCAGCUGCUGGUUCACGGUGCUGAUGCAAACUCUCGUUCUAAAGUCCUGGUGUGGCCCUCCUGCAACAGGAUGAGCAACGGACCGCUCUACCUGGCUGCAGUUUACGGACAUAUGGAAUGUUUUAGACUGCUGCUCCUCUAUGGGGCAGACCCGGAUUACAACUGCACGGAUGCAAGGUUCCUGAGCUUAGUCAAGCAGCCCAAAACGGUGCUGGAGAUGUGCCUCAGGCACGGCUGCGGUGUGGAGUACAUCCAGCUGCUUAUCGACUUCGGUGCGAAUGUCUACCUCCCCACGCUGAUCAUCGAAAAGUCCACAAAGCAGAACGAAGCCGUGGAGCUGCUUCUGAGUGAAAGAGGAAGCCCCAAAGCCUUGACUUCACAGUGCCGACUUGCUGUGCGGAGACACCUGAAAAGCAUCAACAAGAUCCACCGUAUGGAUGAGCUGGAAAUGCCAACCAGUCUGAAAUACUUCCUGCAGCAUAAACCAGUCCCUGUCCAUGUUCAAUAAAAAAGGAAGCGUGUGUUAUUUUAUCAUGUUUAUAUCUCAGCUUGACUGGUUGGUUUAACUGUUGGUCUUUGCAUACAUGUGUCUUAAAACUGCUUUUGUCUCUUCAUGGGCUGCUCUGUUCACACUGUUCAAUUAGAAGAUUACAUAUGUAAAUAUGUAGCAUGUUCCUCUGUUUCAUUUUUUCGUUUUACUUAACAGCAGUCUCCUAAAAGAUGUGGCUCCUUAGAAGUUGCUAACUCUGCUGUGUACAGGUGCAUCUCAAUAAACAUAAUUAGAACAUA
This is a messenger RNA of Girardinichthys multiradiatus, 2190 nucleotides long. RefSeq names its product ankyrin repeat, PH and SEC7 domain containing protein secG-like. The transcript is spliced from 6 exons. Gene Ontology annotation, molecular function: transmembrane transporter binding. The record is from RefSeq and is a predicted model, not a curated record. Bases 74 to 1909 code for a protein of 611 amino acids. NCBI's taxonomy places the organism in Eukaryota, Metazoa, Chordata, Actinopteri, Cyprinodontiformes, Goodeidae. Gene Ontology annotation, cellular component: membrane; synapse; axon initial segment. Gene Ontology annotation, biological process: neuronal action potential; negative regulation of delayed rectifier potassium channel activity; intracellular signal transduction.